ACCUAUAUACUAACGGGAUAGGCAACUUCUACAGUUUCCUUUGCCUCUUUCACGAAAUCACGUGAGACGCGAGACUUCGCGAGAAGUGAAGAUUUCCAGCGACGCCAUAUUGAAUUUUUUUAAAACUAGUGCUCAAUUUUCAACAAUAACGUCCUGAAAUUAACAGUUACAUCGACAAUUUAGUCAGAAUGCCUAGAAAGCGGCGGAAUUCUGUAAUGCAGAAGAAAAAGUACCACUACAAGAGGGCCCGAGACGAACAAUCCUAUGUACAGUUGGAACACAAUUAUGUCCGAAGUCCCAGUGAGGCUCCAGAGACUGAAGGAGACAGAUCCCCUUGCUCAAACUGUGAAUCUGAUGGUGAAGACUCAAGUGCAGAGGAAAUGGACAUAGACAAUUUGGAUUUGCAUGCAGGCAUCCUUGUGGGAGAAAGUGUUGAAGUUAAGACAGAGGAAGUGACAGAUCCAUUUGAAAUUUUACGAUAUGAGUUGACUGAAAAUGUGCCUUCCCCGUAUAUUAUGGACUUCAAUGAAAAGCAACACAGUAUUGAAAUUCUCCAGCUCUACAGACGGGAACACAACACAGCCGUGAAGUUAUCUCUUGUGAUCGGGAAAGACUGCCAUGUUCAGCUGUAUGUUCAUCGGACAUUAGUUCCUGAAACCCAUGAUUUUUGGAGUGAGCUUUCAACACACGUCCACAGUGCAAGUGAUGUUUUCAAGAUUCUGGAAAAACUUUCAGAGUAUGGAGUGUGCGUUGGAAACCCAGAUCCAGAAUUUCAGGAAUUGACACCAGUUGGAUGUGGAAUCUCGAAUGCCUCAUCACCAGAAAUUUUAGCCUACCGUGAAGGUGACUUUUGUGCUGUCCAAGGGAAUUUGUCAUAUUCAUCUACCAUCAGAUCUUCCCAGUGUUCUAUGCUUGUUCUUGGUGCCAGAUGUCCCCAGUGUUCAAGCUAUCGUCGACAGUUGAAGGCACGGAAAAUCCGACAGGAAGAAAAACAGGAAAAGACAUUAUCUUUGAGCAGCACCUAUAAACAUACUGAUAUGAACAGGGAUAUGCUGAUAAAGAAGUUAGAACAACAAAAGGAACAAAUCAAGUCCAUGCAACACACGAUUGAUAAGAUGAGAAGAGACUGUGAUAAGGAGAUCAUAAGAAAUGGCAUUUCCAUGAAUUCCAUCCAAAAUCAGGAGGUAUGAGAUUUGAUGGCUACCUGUGAGGAAGAGAUGGUGGCAGCUUAUCCUGACUGCAAUUCGUUUCAACGUCUCUUUUUGGAACAACAGAAAAAGGCAAUUAAACAUGGAAAAAAUGGUAUGCGUUGGCAUCCGACAAUUAUUCGAUGGUGUCUCUACCUCAGGCAGAAGUCAUCAAAAGCCUAUGAUGCUCUUAGAGACUCAGGAUUCAUCACACUGCCAAGUUCAAGAACUCUCUUUGAUUACACUCAUUAUCUAACCAGUGCCCUUGGUUUCCAGCCAGAUGUUGUCAAGUUAUUACGAGAGGAGUGUGAAAAAAGAGAGAUGUUACAGGAAGAAUGGAAGAGCUACACCGGCAUUUUGUUUGAUGAGAUAAAGAUCAAAGAAGAUUUAGUGUAUGACAAACACUCCGGAGAAAUCAUAGGCUAUGUGAAGCUUGGGGACAUAGGAGAUCAACUCUGUGCAUUAGAGAGAAAUGUUAGCGGAGAUGCAGGAAACUCUAGUGUAGCCAAAUGUAUCCUCGUUCUGAUGGUGCGUGGAAUUACGAGUGACCUUAAGUUUCCAUUCGCAGCUUUUGCUACUACAGGGAUAACAGCAGAUUUCCUUUAUCCCAUCAUUUGGAAGGCUGUUGAACUUUUGGAGACUGUGGUGAAAGUUAAGGUGCUAUUUCUCACCUGCGAUGGAGCAUCACCUAAUAGAAGAUUUUUUAAUUUGCACAGAGUUGAUGAAGAUGGGAUUGUCCAUUUCACUCAAAAUCCACAUGACCUGUCAAGAAAAAUCUUCUUUAUAUCGGAUGUACCUCAUCUGGUUAAAACAACAAGAAAUUGCUUCAGCAACUCAAAUUCCCACUCAAAUACCAGGAAAUUAUGGAAGGAUGGAAAAGACAUAUCGUGGCUACAUGUGCUGAGACUUUUUGAGGAACAUUGUGAGAACAAUCUGUAUUCCACCUGCCCAAAGCUCACACGAUUACAUCUUGACUUGACAGCCUUCAGUCGAAUGAAAGUCAGUCUAGCGGCCCAAGUGCUUAGUGAUACUGUGGCAAAUUCACUUGAAUUUCACUCUGAUGAUACAGUGAGUGAGACAGUGAAAUUCAUAAGGAUUAUGAACAAAUUCUUUGACUGUUUAAAUGUAAGGAAUCCAUUUGAAGGCAGAAAUAAACGGAAUGCCAACCUGGACCCUUACCGAUCCACAGAUGAUGUGAGAUUGGGAUGGCUUAAAGACAAUUUCCUUGAUUACCUCCAGGAGUGGAGAAAUUCUGUGAACAACAGAAGGAACCUUUCAGAUUCACAAAAAGCGUCGAUGCAGCUAAGCUACCAGACCUUGAAUGGACUCAAAAUUUCUACUCUGUCCAUCACUGAGUGUGUCAAGUUCAUGUUGGACAAGGGAGCAUCCUAUAUAUUAACCCAUUGCUUCAACCAGGAUCCCCUUGAACAACACUUCGGCCACUACAGACACAAAGUAGGCCAUAACAACAAUCCAACUGUGUUUGAAGUGAAGAACAUUCUUACGCAAAUUAGAACUGUAGGUGCUUUGGCUUUGGGGCCGAAAAGAGGCAAUAUUCAGAGGGAUGAAAAUGUGAACAUUGCUGACAUUAACAACAACAAGUUGCCCAGGAGGAAGCCUAUGAGGAUGUAAUUCACUCAGGACCAAAGUGUGACUGUCCCAGAAACUAUGAAAACCUUAUUGUACAGCUGUAAAUGUUGACAUUUUGCUGUUAUUUAUUUAUUUAUUUAUAUGUCUUGUUUGUUUUGUUUUAUCAUAGUUGUUAAUUGUAAUAAAUUAUCUGUGAGGAUGUAAUUCACUCAGGACCAAAGUGUGACUGUCCCAGAAACUAUGAAAACCUUAUUGUACAGCUGUAAAUGUUGACAUUUUGCUGUUAUUUAUUUAUUUAUUUAUAAAUAUGUCUUGUUUGUUUUGUUUUAUCAUAGUUGUUAAUUGUAAUAAAUUAUCUGAUUUUCAGUUGGUUUUAUUUCUACAGUAAAACAAGUUCCCUUCUUGCUUUACAAAAGAGCUUUUAACUGAGACUAAUAUCUUGAUGCAGUUGUAAAAUCUUCUACAGAAUCCAUUAUAAAUAUUACCUGCAUUAUUAAAAAUGCUGGUACAUUAUUAUAUAUAUCUUUUAAACUCCUUUCAAAGAUAAGUCCCAAUGUUAAAUUAAUGUGAAAGAAAGAAGAAUGUAUUUUGCAAAAUUACACUUUGGUCUUGGUCACAAGUUCUUUUGUAUUACAUAAUCCUUUGAGAAUUUGAUACCAUGCUGUCAAAGCUGCAGGUAGAAUCCCAUGGAAUGUCACUGUGACAUCUCCCUGAACUGGUGUAUACAGUUCUUUAAAGAUACACAGACACAGACUUGAAAUUACUAUUAUUUCAAAUUUUCUGUAAAAUAUUACAACAUGUUUAUCAUAUUUAUUCUAAUAGUAUUUCACAAGAAAAUAUAAUAAUAAAAAACUUUAUUUUAUUUGGAGGUUAUGGAAACUUUGAAUUUCUGGUUUGAUUGACACGUCCUUGAAUUUACACAAAUUAUUAUUUUCUUCUGAGUCCAUAAAAAAAUGGAAUUUUUGUUGUAUAUUGAAAGUUUGAUGAAAAUCAACUUCAAAUCUGUGUCUUAGUACCUUUAACAUAGAUAUUGCCUCAGCAGUGUGGACUGGUAAUAUUCCACGAUUUGUAAUUCAUUAAUAUUCAAAAAAUACAAAUUGAAUCCCCACUCCCCCCUCUCACUGGACAAGGAAU
Messenger RNA from Saccostrea cuccullata (small rock oyster), 3911 nucleotides. RefSeq lists its product as uncharacterized. The record is from RefSeq and is a predicted model, not a curated record. NCBI's taxonomy places the organism in Eukaryota, Metazoa, Mollusca, Bivalvia, Ostreida, Ostreidae. The transcript is spliced from 2 exons.